This is a messenger RNA of Dreissena polymorpha, 2781 nucleotides long. RefSeq names its product S-adenosylmethionine-dependent methyltransferase Rv2258c-like. The coding region runs from base 388 to 1428 and encodes 346 amino acids. Lineage: Eukaryota; Metazoa; Mollusca; Bivalvia; Myida; Dreissenidae. The record is from RefSeq and is a predicted model, not a curated record. The transcript has 5 exons.
CAGCGUUGUUGUGCAUCUUAAGCAGUUUAUUCUGUAUUGAAAACGUUAAGUAUUUGACACAGUUUGUAAUAGUUAAUGGAUACGAGCGUGAGUUACAAACAGUUUACAUUAUACUUACAUGAACGGAUUAACAUAAUACUUGAGUAUGUUUUAGUAGAAUUUGAGAAGUACAGUUUUUUAUUAUAUUUAUAUUUUGUUACACGUUGACAAAAGGACUGAAAAUAAAGUUCCGUAUUGAUAUGCAAGAUUUUCCAAUUACUUCGUGUAGUUAGUAGAUGCACGCUUAAUCUGUGUAAUCUGAUCGACUUUCUUAUCAGUGAGCACGUACACAGGUUCAAUUUAUAAGCAGCUCAUAAUCGGUAUUGUCUUCGCGUAUUCCUGACUGAAAUGGAUGACAAAGAAUUUGCCGGUUACCUUGGCAACAUUUUCCAGAAUGGUUUGGUUAUGGUGUCAGUUGGUCUUGGAUACGAGCUAGGGUUCUUCAAAAUUCUCACGGCGGCUACUGAACCAUUCAGCGCGGAGGAGCUUGCUUCAAAACUGAAUUUUAAAGAAAGGUACACUCGAGAAUGGUUGUCGUGUAUGGUGGCAGCCAAGAUAAUCCACCAGAACAAAGAGACGAGACUGUACACUGUCCCAGAGGAACACAAACCCGCGUUACGUAUGAGUACCGGGUUUGCGCCAAUUAUAUUCAACUUUGGUGUUAGGGCAGAGCGCCUGAAACAAUGCUUUCAAAAAGAUGGCCCCUUCGGAUUUGACUUUGAUACUGAAUGGUUCGGGUGGUUUAAUAAUUACCGAGAGGGCAUGGCUGAAAACAAUGUGACGUCAGAGAUUCUUCCGUUGUGGGAGAAACAGUCGGGUCUAAUAGAGAAACUAGAAAAGGGUAUCAGAGUUCUGGAUGUUGGUUGCGGAACUGGGAAUUUCAUCAAAAUCUUGGCCAAGAAGUUCCCAAACUCAUCCUUCACCGGUUUGGAUUACUGUGCUGGCGCCAUAGACAUGGCCAACAAGUACAAGGCCGAGAUGGGAUUACAGAACCUUACCCUCGUACAGGGCGAUGCGCACAAUCUUCCCAAAGAGUUUAAUGACACGUUCGACAUGGUGUUCAUGUACGACACACUUCAUGAUUUGCCAAGACCGCAUCAAGCACUCCAAGAAGUUUACAACGUCCUCAAGAAUGAUGGGUUCUUAAGCCUCAUAGAGGUACGUGCCCGUAGCGAUCCGGUGGAUAACGCUGGGGACAUGGUCGUUGCUAUGUACUAUGCAGCCAGCAUGUUCAUUUGCCUGGCAAACAGUAUGACAGCGGAGCCUCAUAUUGGCUAUGGGGCAUGUUGGGGUGUUGAAGAGAUUCAGAAAGCAGUUGAGGAAAGUAAGUUCAAAAUUGUCGCCACGAUUCCAUCUGGACCAAAAGUAUUUUUUGUCUGCACCAAGUAAAACAUUAUCGUAUUGACUGUUUUCGGUCCUAUGAUGCGAUUGUUUCAAAGUUUUGCGAAAGUUGCGAAGUAACAUUUAUAUUUGCGUCUAUAUGGCUACAUUCGGCACAUGUCCGGUUCACUUCGUUUUCCAGCAAAAUGAUGUUUUGAAUUGAACAUAGUCAGAUUAUAUGUGUAUUUAGUGCUGUAUUAAUCGAUAACUGCUAAACAAUUGGAAUAAUUGUAGUGGAACCUAAAAUAUGAGGAAAUAAAGCAUUAUCAUUAAAAUAUAUCGGAAAUAAAUCGUUAUCAAUAAUAACAUUUGUUCUGCGUAACAUUCUGUUGUAAAUAUAAAACUGUACAAAAUAUAAUUAACGUAAUAGUUGUAGUAACCGCUUGAAAACGCUUCAUCACAUAACACUUUUUAAUACCUUAUUAAUGUGUAUUUUCGCGAGCAAUAUUUGCAUUGUUAUUUUUAGUGUAGUGUGUGUGUGUGAAUGUAUGUUUUCAUUGUUAUGGUUUAUGGAGAAUUGAUGAUUCCACUCAUAGAAAACAUAAACUUUACGUUAAAGCGGAAUGAUGGCAAAGUAAUCAGUCGAUCGUCAGAGUGUUGAUAGUGUUGACUUAUAUACGUCCUUGUGAUAAGUUACACAUCAUACUACGCUUAAGAACAAUACCUGGUAGGCUGAUUUUUAUUCUUUUUUACUUUCGCAUUGAUCGAUAAAUCAUUGUUCAUAUUUUAGAAUAUGUACGUUUUUUAUAUUCAUAAACUAGUAUUACAUAAAGAAAAUUAAAGCAACCAUGGGCUUUAUAAUUUCAACGCGUAAAACGGUAAUUUUGUAUUAAAAUAUAGUGUUGGUAUCGUUCUCAAUCGUAUUAUUUAUAUUAAUUAUAUUUUACUCAUAUGAUAUAUAUGUAAACAUGUUUGAUGUUGACAUACCUCUUUAUUGUUUACAACCUAGCUUAUUGUUGAACUUAUAUAUAAAAUCAGCAAUUUUUUUAACAAUACCAACCACAAAUUGUAAGGUUAAUCAAGUGCAAAAUGUGCAUACCUCCAUAAAAGUUCAUACUUCUGUGAAAUUGUAUACAUUUAUUUUCAAACUGUAUGAGCAAUUUUAUAUAUUCUCUUUUAUAUGUUUAACAUUAAACACACACACAAUAAUUCAUUGUUUUAAACUGCACGCGAAUAAUUUUAUUAUCAGGAUUGAUUUUUGCACAGCCAGUAUAAAAAAAUAUUGCUUGCGAGAAUGCACUGUUUAUAGUUGUUGCUGUAAAAAGCAUAUUUUCGUAUUUUCAUACGCGACAUGGAUUUGUGAGUUAUUGUUCUUCAUGUGAUUCCGCAUUGUUUAUUGAGAAAAUAUAUUCGAAAAAUUAA